UUAAAGCAACUCCAAAUUGAUCAAAGUAAGGAGCGUAUCCUUCAACAGCAAAAUCAACAAAAACAAAAAACACAAUCAACAACAAUAGAAAAACAAUUAACAAAAUUAAAAGCUGAAAUGCAUGCAAUGGAAGCGGUUUUGGAGAGAAUGAAAAAUACAGAAGGGUUAGAGGAAGAUGAAUUGGGAGAAGAAAAGGAAGAAGGGAAAAAUAAGGAAAAUGAUGGAAAAGCUGAAAUUAAAGUUGAAAAAAUCCAAAAUCAUAAAAGGAAUGAAGGAAAAACGGAAAUAAGGAAUGCUAAGGAAGUGAGUAAUAAUAAUUAUAAUUUAAUUAAAAUAUAG
This is a messenger RNA of Meloidogyne enterolobii, 339 nucleotides long. Lineage: Eukaryota; Metazoa; Nematoda; Chromadorea; Rhabditida; Meloidogynidae. The record is from the annotation of a GenBank genome assembly.